ACAGCAUGACAACCAGCCCUGAGGCUGCCAUGAAGCUUUCACAUGCUCCUGUCGGAGUCCUGGUUGGGAACAUCAGCUGUGGAGUGCCGCCUGAGCAUUACGUUGUUAGCACGCUUUGUUCUUAGUUUGGCUCUAGAAGAAAAAUCUAAGAAGGACCCCCCUCCAAAAAAAUGAGCCAAGACGAGGGGUUGGACAUGAACAGUGUUCAAGCAGGAGCCCCUGAAGAGCCAGCCAUGAAACUAAACCAUCAAGGGCUAGCAAAGGAAAUUGACACCAAUGAAAAUCCAUUACAGGGUCUAUCCAAAAAUGAGGCUCUUCUGGUCCCAGGGUUCUUGGACACAAAGUGGGCCAAAGAGAAGGCCAUUGUUCCCAUGGUCAGCAACACACUCCAUAUGUCCACAGAGGAGUCUGAGAUCUCACAACAGGUUAGUGACACCCCCGAGUUCUCAGAAAAUACCGUCCAUCCUAAACAUGGAAAUAGUUCCAAGUCUUCAGCAAAAACCACACAGCUGAAACAGGGCAACACCUCAAAGUUCUCAGUCAAAGCUGAUAAUCCAAAACAGAAAAACAUUUCUAAGACGUCGGGCCACUCCAUGCAGACAAAGCAUAGCAACAUGCCCAAAUCCUUGGCAAAAACCACCCAUCCCAAACAAGAGACUACCCACAAUCCUGCAGCAAACAGCAUCCAUCCCAAGUCAUCAGAGGAUACUAUCCAAUCCAAGGAAGAUGAUACUCCCAAGUCCUUAGAAGACACCAUCCUGUCCAAUGAGAAUGACAUCCCCAAAUCCUCACAGGACACCAUUCUGUCCAAAGAUGCUAAAAUCCACCAGCCCUUAAAAGACAGCAUCUGGUCCAAGGAGAAUGAUAUCCCCAAGUCCUCACAGGACACCAUCCUGUCCAAAGAUGCUAAAAUCCACAAUCCCUUAAAAGACAGCAUCCAGUCCAAGGAGAGUCAAAUCCCCAAGUUUUCACAGGAUACCAUCCUGUCCAAAGAUAGUAAAAUCCACAAGCCCUUAAAAGACACCAUCCAGUCCAAUGAGAGUGACAUCCCCAAGUCCUCACAGGACACCAUCCUGUCCAAAGAUAUUAAAAUCCACAAACCCUUAAAAGACACCAUCCAGUCCAAUGAGAGUGACAUCCCCAAGUCCUCACAGGACACCCUCUUGUCCAAAGAUGUUAAAAUCCACAGGCCCUUAAAAUACACCAUCCAUUCCAAGGAGAGUGACAUCUCCAAGUCCUCACAGGACACCAUCCUGUCCAAAGAUAUUAAAAUCCACAAACCCUUAAAAGACACCAUCCAGUCCAAUGAGAGUGACAUCCCCAAGUCCUCACAGGACACCCUCUUGUCCAAAGAUGUUAAAAUCCACAGGCCCUUAAAAUACACCAUUCAUUCCAAGGAGAGUGACAUCCCCAAGUCCUCACAGGACACCAUCCUGUCCAAAGAUAUUAAAAUCCACAAACCCUUAAAAUACACCAUCCAUUCCAAGGAGAGUGACAUCCCCAAGUCCUCACAGGACACCAUCCUGUCCGAAGAUGUUAAAAUCCACAAACCCUUAAAAUACACCAUUCAUUCCAAGGAGAGUGACAUCCCCAAGUCCUCACAGGACACCAUCCUGUCCAAAGAUAUUAAAAUCCACAAACCCUUAAAAUACACCAUCCAUUCCAAGGAGAGUGACAUCCCCAAGUCCUCACAGGACACCAUCGCGUCCGAAGAUGUUAAAAUCCACAAGCCCUUAAAAGUUCCCUCCAAGGAGGGAGAAAUCACUAAGUCCCCAGAAGACACCAUCCAGUCCCAGGAAGGUAAUAUUAUCAAGUCCUCAGAAGAUGAAAAGCUACCUAAGGAAAGCAAAAUCUCACACUUGGAAGAAGAAACAGUGUCUCUAGAGGAAGACUUUGUGAGAGUGGUCAUAGACAAGGAGGGAUUUGAGGAGGCGCUUAAAGAGGCUGGGGAGAAACUGGUGGCUGUGGACUUCUCCGCCUCGUGGUGUGGGCCUUGCAGAGCCAUGCGGCCGUAUUUCCAUUCUCUCUCUGUGAAACAUGAGGACGUGGUGUUUCUGGAAGUGGACGCUGAUGACUGUGAACAGCUGGUGCAGGACCGUGAUGUCUUUUGCCUCCCAACUUUCCAGUUUUAUAAAAAAGAAGAGAAAGUGGGUGAAUUUUCUGGCGCCCUUGUGGAAAAACUGGAAGCAAGCAUUGAAGAAUUAAAGUAAUCAUAUAUUCUGAACAUCAUAAAUGAGUUAAUAGCUGAUUUCUCUUUA
Peromyscus californicus insignis is the source of this 2258-nucleotide messenger RNA. RefSeq names its product thioredoxin domain containing 2 (gene Txndc2). The record is from RefSeq and is a predicted model, not a curated record. Bases 171 to 2210 code for a protein of 679 amino acids. The transcript has 2 exons. Lineage: Eukaryota; Metazoa; Chordata; Mammalia; Rodentia; Cricetidae.